AUGGCAGGAGAAGUUGAUGUCCCAUAUUUAGGCUCAAUCCCGCUGGAUCCUAGAAUUGGAAAAUCAUGUGAUGCCGGAAUUUCGUUCUUGGAUGAAUAUCCUGAUUCUCCGGCCACUAGAGCUUACUUAGAUAUUAUUAAAGAAAUAAAGAAACAAGUGACACAUUAA
Molecule: messenger RNA, 168 nt
Organism: Ambispora gerdemannii
Lineage: Eukaryota; Fungi; Glomeromycota; Glomeromycetes; Archaeosporales; Ambisporaceae
Source: the annotation of a GenBank genome assembly